Messenger RNA from Nerophis ophidion (straightnose pipefish), 17719 nucleotides. RefSeq names its product apolipoprotein B-100-like. Gene Ontology annotation, cellular component: very-low-density lipoprotein particle; mature chylomicron; low-density lipoprotein particle. The transcript is spliced from 53 exons. The record is from RefSeq and is a predicted model, not a curated record. Gene Ontology annotation, biological process: triglyceride mobilization; cholesterol transport; cholesterol homeostasis. Gene Ontology annotation, molecular function: RNA binding; cholesterol transfer activity; low-density lipoprotein particle receptor binding. The coding region runs from base 166 to 15807 and encodes 5213 amino acids. Lineage: Eukaryota; Metazoa; Chordata; Actinopteri; Syngnathiformes; Syngnathidae.
UGCUCAGACUUUGGAACCGGGGCAACACAUUCACAGGUCCUGGUGAUCACAUCGAGGCGGACGGCAGAACUAUAAAAGCCUUAAAACCAAGGCGCAAGAUUUAGUCUUCACUCAAAGGAAGACUCUUCUCACCGCUUAAGGCCUUUCCAGGUGCUAGGACCCAACAUGGGGAGUACCAGGUUCUGCCUUUUGCUGCUCCUGGGCACGUACACACUGGCCCAGCAAGACGUAGGAAGUGUGGAUAAAAAAUCUCCAACCUGCUUUUUGGCCAAAACGUAUAAGAACUUCAGACGCUUUGUGUACGAGUACGAGGCCGAGACCUUCAACGGCGUCAACGGAGCCACGGACAACAAGAGCGGCUCCAGAGUCUCCUGUAAAGUUGAACUGGAAGUGCCUCAGACCUGCAGCUUCAUCCUUCGCACCACAGAAUGUUCUCUGAGCGAGAUAUCCGGCGUGGACGGCGAGGGCAACGCCCUGUAUCGCCCUGCGACCGGAGCUCAAGCCUUCAAAGCCGCAAUGGCCAAGAACCCGCUCAAGAUCACAGUGGAGGGACAGACCGAUGUGAAACUCUUCCCCGAGGACGACGAGCCCGUCAACGUCUUGAACGUCAAGAGGGGCGUGGUCUCCUCCCUCCUGGUUCCCGCCAUGGGAGAGGAGAGAAAGGACAAAAUGGCCACGGUGUACGGCGUCUGUGCCACAGACUUCACAGUCAACACCGCAACCGACGCGACCAUCAGCAGGGAUCUUUCCGGAUGUGAUGGUUUUAGCGCUCACCGACAUGCCACCAGUCCCCUGGCGAUCAUCUCCGGCAUGCAGUAUCCCCUGUCCAAGUUGAUCAGCAGCAGCCAGAAUUGCGAUUACAAGUUUGACAACCAGAAAAUGACCAGUGCGAGCUGCAAAGAGAAGCACCUCUUCCUGCCUCUCUCCCACCAGAACGAAUAUGGACUUUCGACUAUUGUAAAGCAGACCGUGGCCCUGAAGGAGACCGCCAAGAUUAAUGACAGAGUCUUUGAUCGCAAUGAGGCCAACCUCCGCUUCCUGCCAAUGGAGCACAUUGACGGACGGUCCUCUGUGCAAUCUAAAGAUGCCGCCAUUGCCACACUGCAGCAGCUGGACACUCUGUCCCAGACCACCAAGGGAGAGGAGCGUGCCUCCCUCUUCCACAAACUGGUGUCCGAGAUGCGCGGCCUGAAGGCUGAUGUGCUGGGUUCGGCUGUCCUUGAGAUGAUGGAUGUGUCCAACCCCCUGACCGUGCAAGCUCUGGUCCAGUGUGGUACUCCAGAGUGCAUCAGCGCCAUGCUGAAAUUUCUCAGGACCUUUAACACAGCUUCUAUUGAAGUCGAUGCCACUGUUUAUGCCCUGGCUCUGCUGCCAAGCCCCUCCCGCCUUUUGGUCAACGAUAUGCUGGCUAUGGCUCAGUACAAGCAGAGCAAGCCCAUCAUGUACGCUUUGAGUAAUACAGUCAGAAAAUUGUACCAGGCUGAGGGCAAAGUCACUCCUGAGAUCACUGCUGCUGCUGACUUCAUGGCUUCCCUUUUGGGCUCAGACUGUGCUGGGGACAAAGACCUCACCUUCCUGACAUUGAGGGUUGUAGGUAACAUGGGAGAUGUAAUGGAAGAGGCUUACCCUGCUAUCAAGAACACGCUGUUGAAGUGUAUGAGGCAGCCUGCGACCACCCUCUCUGUCCAGCUUGCAGCCAUCCAGGCUUUCAGGCGCAUGUCUUUGACGGAUGAGGUUCGCGCUAACCUCCAGAGGGUCAGCCAAUACGCCAAAGGUGCUGUGCAGAAACGCCUUGCAGCUUACCUGAUUCUGAUGAGGAAUCCCCAAAACAGUGACAUUGAGAUGGUGAAGAAGAUCCUGAAGCAGGAGCAGAACGUGCAAAUUAAAUCUUUUGUGACCUCCCACGUCUACAACAUCAUCUCCUCCACGGAUUCUGAUACUCAGAAGCUUGCUAGGAGGAUAAUGGACGCCUUGCAGGACAUUGACGUUGGCACUCACGAUGACUACAUGACAAAGUCUCGCAACUACAAGCUGGGUGUGGCACAGGAGAACAUGCAAGUCAACGUUCAGGGCAACCUUAUCUUCGAUUCUAGCAACCACCUGCCCAGAGAGAUCCUGUUGGAAUCCACCCUGAAAGCCUUUGGCUACAACAUGGAUAUGUGGGAGGCUGGCAUCGAAGGGAAAGGUUUUGAACCCACCAUUGAGGCCUUGUUUGGAAAAAACGGCUUCUUCCCAGACACACUGUCCUUGGCUAUGUACUGGGCGGAGGAUAAGAUGCCACUCAAGAUAAAGGAAGUUCUGGAGAAGUGGUUUGUUCCAUCAAAACCAGAAGGGCAUAAGGUCCCUGAAGAUCUUAUGAGACAAGUAGCUCACAAUUUCAACAAGCUGAUGAGAGAACUGCAGAAUCAGGAAACACCAGAGGCCAUGGCCUACCUUAAGAUCAUGGGGGCAGAGCUGGGCUUCAUCAAGGCCAGCGAUAUGAGGUUUAUUGUUGAUAAUGCAAAAAUGUAUGGAGAGUUUUUCUUCAGGAUCCUCCCCAGAGAGGUGAUGUCUAAACUGAUCUCGGGCACGGACAAUGAGCUCUUCAUUCAUUACAUGUUCAUGGACAACAGAUUUGUCCUACCAACUGCAUCUGGCUUGCCUCUGACUUUUUCGCUGUCUGGCAUUUUUGCUCCCGGAGCUAAAGGAGGCCUUCGCAUUUCUCCAAACAUGAACGAACUGCUGUUCAUGCCUUCUGUUGGAGUGGAGUUUGUGACCCAGAUGGGAGUCCAUGUCCCUGAAUUUGUUGAGUCUACUGUCGAGAUGCACACCAGCAUGUACCAUGAGAGCACCCUGGAUGCUAAGCUAAUCAUGGAGCCGAACCAAGUCAAACUCUCCAUUCCGGCCGCUAAGGGCACCACAAAGCUCUUUAGAAUCAGCAAUAGAGUGCUGAUCAUGGGCGCUGGCAAAGCUGCAGAAAUCCCACACAAUACAGGUGAUGUGAAUUGUGGCUUCUUCGUCGGAUUCAAUUAUUGCACUACAAAACUUCAAGUUGACAUUGGCAACAAAAAGAAUGUGCCCUACUUCCCCCUGAACGGAGAAACAAUGUUUGCAAUUGACAUCACGCCUGCCGUACAGGUGUCGGCGUACACAGCGACCAUUGCUUACAAUCUCCUCAAUGAAGGAAAUGAUGGCCGCCAGAAGGUUGAUUCCCUGAAGAUGACUUUGAAAGCUGAAGGGGCUAAACCCACUGAAGCUUCUGCCACCAUGAAAUACAACAGGAAUACGAAUGCCUUGACCACCCAACUCCAGAUACCCGACAUGGAUGUCGAAGGCGGAGUGAAGGUUGGCUUGACUGACAGCGGCACCGGUGGCAAAGUCAUUAGCUUUCAGCUAACUAACAAGAACGUACCACAACUUACCCUGACUGUUGGUGCCCAGCUUCAUGACAUGGCUGAUGGCCGGCUGACGGUUCAGAUGUCGUCACCACCUCUGCGGACGGAUGCCACAAUCUCUGCCUCCAUGAGAAAAGCUGAAGAUAUCACAUUUGAGAUCAGAAGUGAUGUGAAACUUCCAGAGACCUUCUCCGUUCAGUCAGUCACAUUCAAAUAUGGGGACGACCAUGCGGAGGUCAAGCUGAAGUCCAACAUGAAUGCUCAGACCGAAGUCAUAAAGCCUUACACUGAAGCCUUAAUGGUCUCAAUCGGACACUUUGCUGAGGAUGCCAUGGAUCAUCGGGUUGUCAACACUGACAUGAAACUGCGUCAUAUUGUCAACAAUGCCGUUGAGGCCACCGGUAUCUGGACAAACAAGAUCUUAGCUGAUGUCCCUUAUGUGGAGACUGUGAUGAAUAACAUCGCAAGAGUGGAGAUGCCCUCUAUGCCCGAGAUCCUAUUCAUGAACAUGGAAAGCAAAUUCCGUUACAAGUUCAACAAGGACCAUCUGACCAUCACUAUCCCUCUGCCUCUUGGGGGGAAAUCCUCUGAGGAAUUAAGGAUACCUCCCGUAGUCACCUCCCCUCGCAUUUCCAUGCCACAGCUGGGAAUGGAACUCGCCGCACAGGAAAUAAAAAUGCCCACGUUUACCGUUCCCUCUGACCAUGAAAUCACUCUGCCCCUUAUUGGAAUGGUGGAAGUGUCUGGCAAGGUGAACAGCAACUACUACAACUGGGAGUCAACUGUGUCCGCAGGCAACAACACUGUAACCUUUCCAAACUACUUGGCCAAGUUCCAAGUUAAGGCUAAUAGUCCAAUCAAGCUUCUCUCCUUCACAACUGAGGGAGCAACGGUACUUACCGAUACAGACAAGAACACAAUGAAAUUCACACUGAAUGGAACUCUGGAGCACCAAUUUGUGAGUACAAGGGUGAAUGUGGAGGAAACUCUGGCUGUCUCAGACCAUAUCAAGGCAUCAGGAAUCUACAACAUCCAUGCUGCCUCCCCCCUGGGCCUGCAGACAUCUUUGGACAUUACCGACCAUUUCUCAAUUGAUUCAGUCAAGCUAUUGGGAGAUAUCAAUGCUGACGGAAGUGUCAGCGUUGGCUCUUUAACAUCUAGCACGUCAUAUUUCAACACCUUUUCAGUUGACGCCGUAAAGAAAGAGGCCCGUUUGGAAAGCACGCUGAGAGCCAACUCUGAAAUCCUGUUGGUUACAAACAAGAUCAAGGCUGUGUAUUCAAAUGAGGAGCUUAUGAUCAAUUCUAACACUAAUAUCAACAGUGAUCCCAUCAAGCACUCGACAAAAAUGAGCCUUAACCACAAGGAUGCCAAGCUUACCAUCAAGUCUGUCUCUGUGACCAAGGCUGAUCAGAGAACGCUUCACAACAGUGUUGAAUUCUCCGCCUCUGACGGUCAAGCCAACCUUCAUUUCGAAAAUAAGGCCGAUGAUACGGUAAACCGUGCCUACUCUUUGCUCUUUGCCUCCAUCAAUCCCUCUGGUUUGGAGCUCAAUACUGAUGCCUCCAUUAAUUUACUUUCGAGCCUCUCCUCUCACAAGGCAACCCUGACCCUCAACACAAAUGGCCUGACCACCAGUUGUAUUACAACUGCUCAGCACAGAACACUGACCUUUGGAAAUAUUUUCCACGGGGGAAUUGACGCUGCCGGCGCUACCAUGUCACUUACCACCAAGGGAGGCAUUCAAGAUAACAAAGUGGAGUUCAACGUUGAAGGAAAAGUUGCCAGCUCAGAAGUCUAUCUCAAUGGCCUCCUUACAGGGGACGGUCUAGGCAUCAACACAAGAAACACCAUGAACUUCAGAGUGAGCAAAGAUGGCCUUGUCGUAUCCAACAGUAUUGUUGGAUCUUUUGACGAAAUGAGGACCGAUAAUAUUAAUUCCCUCUCUCUUACACUAACGUCUUUGACCCUCCACACCAAGAGCGACAACACCCUUAACAAACAAAACUCCUACAUGCAUGACAUCACAGUUACCAUGGAGGAUUUUGUUGCCGCAGUCAUGGUGAAAAAUGACCUAAAGAUCAUGGAGAUUAACUUUAACAAUAAUGCCCAGUUCACGGCAAAACCAUACGAUGUGGAGCUGACGGGAACACUGAAGGGACUUUUGUCGGGGGAUGAGCUCAAGCACACUUAUGAAGUCAAGUUCAAGGACAUGAUCCUGUCGACAAAGUGCAACACCAACGGUAAACUCCUGGGUUCUCAGAUCACACAUAACACAGAUAUGGAGGUUGCUGGUCCGACUAUUAAAUUUAGCAAUGUUGCCGAUUAUAAAUCACAGUCUCUUCGUCUUAACAGCAUGAUUAAUGCUCUUGCGAAACCUUUCUCCCUUAACAUUGAUGCCUUGUUCAACUCAAAUGGUGCAGUGUCUUUUUACGGCCAGCAAAGUGGGGAACUGUACAGCAAAUUCCUCCUGAAAGCUGAACCCCUGCUGUUCACGCAUUCAUUUGAGUACAGAGCCUCAACCAGUCAUGAGAUUGUGGGCAGACCCACCAUCAAAACCAACGUGGAUAACAAGCUCAGCAGCACCUUAAGUUUCCAAGAGCAGAGUUUCAAUCUGAAGGUGACAUCCAAGGUCAACGACCACACCUUUAAACAGGAACUUGGGGCCUACAACAAUGCAGAGAGGAUGGCUGUUGAGAUGAGAGGAGCAGUGGCCACCAACCUCUUCAACGAAGACACUGAGGACUACAGUGUUUCUGGAUUUGUCAAGUAUGACAAGAACACUGACAGCCACUUCAUCCAGAUCCCGUUCACUGAGCACCUCCCUGUCAUUAUUGAAAAUGUAAAGACCACUAUGAUGACACUCAUGGACAACAGUAUUGAACUCCUGCAAGGCAUCAAUACCAAGUAUGAGAUCAGCACCAAGUUUCAGAACAAAGUAUCUGAACUGAAGGAAGUCAUUGACAACUUCGACAUAAACAUCUUUGUCCAAGAUGUGAGAAAGUUUAUCAACUCUGUUGAAAAUAUCUUGACCAACCUGACAACUAAGUUGCCAACAGAUAAUGUCAUCAAUGUGUUGAAAUCCAUCAAAGAGGCCAUCAUGGCGUACAUCAAACAACACAACAUCCCUGAUAGGUUUGAAGUCAUUUAUGGCAAAGUGGAGGAAAUGCUGUCCAAGUAUGAGGUCGAGAAGCUGAUCGGGUCAGUCAUGGAUGAGAUUGUUAAGAUUAUGAAGCAGUAUCAGGUGAGGGAAAAGAUUCAAUCUGUAUUUGCGCUGUUUAGGUCAAUUGACAUCCAACCUUUGAUCCAAAAGGUUAUGGUACCUAUUCAGGAGAUAGUCAAUCAGCUGUAUUCUUUUGACUUGACGCAGAUGAUUGAUGACGUGAGCGAUUAUGUCAUAAGAAUUGUCCAGAAUAUACAAUCCUUUGAUUAUGACACAUUAACAGCAGAGUUGAAAGAGAAAGUGACAGACUUGAGCAAGAUUCCUUGUUUUGGGAAACUCUACGGAGAGUUCAAAGUAAACUCGCCACAUUAUAACCUAAGGACUACUGCAGAUCUGGAGAACACCACGAGUACAUCAGUAACACCAGAGUUCAAAUUGAACCUUCAUUCUCAGGCCAGAUCUAGUUUAAGAGUCCUCCAGUUUACAGUAGAUGCCAGUGCACAUAUUGCCCUACCCAAGAUGAGACGUAUGGCAAUCUCAGAGUACAUUAAGAUCGAUCAGUCUUCUUUUAAAGUAGAUCACAAGGCAACAAUGGCUGCGUACCGCCUGGCAGUUCAAGGUUCUGCCGACACUAGUGUGAACGUAGCGACCGAGUUGUAUUCUGCAGAUCUUGUCAACCACAUGUACUUUGCUGCGGAAGAUGGACUCUCUGCCACGGUAAAUACAAACUACAACCAUGACCUUAACGUGUCACCCCUCAACAUCUUCACUCACGUCUCGACAACUCAAAAGACAAAUCUAACGUUGGAUUUAGGCUCUGCCCAUGUGAAGAUGAACAAUCUGGCUAAUGCAAAAUAUGCAAUUGAAGAUUUUUCAGAUGAGGUAACACACACCAGUGACAUGGACCUGGUUAUGGAUCUACACACAGCCAAAGUGACUUUCGUCGGUGCAGCAGACAGCAAAGGUUUUAAAACCAGCCAGAAUGUGGUUGCAGACAUCUGCAUUUUCCGCCAUGUCAUUAUUGAUGCCAAAAUUGAAUCAGAAACACCUGUCAUGAAAGGCAGUGUUGCACAGCUGAAAUUCCAGGCGAAGGCUAGCGAUUUGCAAAUAGAUCUUACCGCCUCCCAUUCUGCGGAAUUGAUUGACGGAACUCUUUCAAGCACCACCCUUGCCAUGAUUACACCGACAAAGCUCAUGUUUGAUAGUAAGAACAGGGGAAAUUCCAAGCUCUACCUUCCAUUUCAGCUGCCUGAAAAGAUUGAGUUCCAGAAUGACAUGUCACUCACGCUGAACUCCGAAGUACAACACGCCAGCUGGACAGGAAUGGCCCGACUCAACCAAUACAAAUAUUCCCAUUACUUUGAAAUGGAUAAUGGCGAUAAAGAAAUCAAUGUUGUUUCCCAGAUCAAUGGAGAGGCUAAUCUUGAUUUCCUGAGGAUACCAAUCACAAUUCCUGAAAUAAGAGUGCCAUAUGACGGAAUGAAGACUUCAAAAUAUGAAUUCACACUGUGGGAAGAUGCUGGCCUGAGUUAUUUCCUUACUACAACUCAGCAGACGUUAGACAUGAGUUCUUAUCUGAAAUACACAAAGAACCCUGAGAUGUUCACCCUUGAUAUCAAUGUGGAUCCAGUUAUCAAUGUCAUUAACACCAACAUCAAGACGCUGCACAAGAAAAUGCUACUCGGCAAAGAUAAGGCCGCUGCCCUGCUUGCUUCAUCGUACGAUAAAGCACAAGCGGAAUAUGAGAAAUACAGCAUUGACUUGCCUAAAACGGUGACAAUUCCUGCUUAUAAAGUACCAAUCGUCAAUGUUGAGAUGUCAACAUUCACCAUUCCCCUUCCGGACACCAGUCUUCUCACUAUGCCCACUCUGCAUGUGCCGUCAGCCAUCAGCAAGCUGACCCUUCCCAAAAUUACUCUGCCCAAAAUUAAGAGCAUAAACGUUCCAAAGAUGGGCGAUCUGACCUAUGAGUUCUCUGUGAAAACACCCAUGAUCACUCUCAAAACCAGCUCCGGCAUUCUCAACCAAGACAGCUUCACCAUCAAACUCGACGCAUCCUCAUCUUCGGUAUGCAAAAUCCUGACGGGGAAAAUUCAUGGCCACACCAAUGUUAACGUGGUUGGCGGAUUUAAGAUGGACUCCGUCCUGUCCGUAAAACAUCCGGCGGUUGAAGGAAGCCACGAAAGCACGGUCAUCUUGAGUUAUGAAAACGCUGACGCCUCCGUCAGCAAUUCAGCGAAGGUUCAACUGGCUGAUCGGACCAUGGAAAUGCACCAGGAUAUGACUGGAAACCUGGAAGAAGGUCUGGUUUUCUCUGUGUCCACCCCAUCUGUUGGACAGGUUGCAGUUCAGUUGCAGACGGAGCGCCCCGCGCAAAUGAGAGCAAGACUGUAUGGCCGCUACCCUACUGAACCAACAACAGAUAUUGAAAUCUUGGCCCUGAAGAUGUCUGUGGUGAACUCCGAGAAGCUGAAUGUUCAGACUUCCUGGAACAUGGAGAUGCCCUAUGAGAUGACCCUGGCACUAAAGAAGGAGCUAUCUGAAGUGGCGCAAAUAGUCGCUUUUCCUACCUCUAUGGCAUUCGAUAAAAUCAACCGUGAUGCCAGGAGCCUUGGGCGUUCCCUAGAACAGGCCAAGAACCACGGUUCAGUGUUGUUUAAGGAAGCUGUGGACAACAUUGCAGCUGUUAAUGUCUCCAACGUUAUAAAGUCUCUCACAGAUCAGAUGUCUUACGUGCUUAGAAAAUACCAACAUAGGGUUGACCUCCUUUUUGAUGCUGUGGUUAAAUUCCUGAGAGAGACCACGUUCCUGAUCCCAGGAUACACACAGAGGCUGUCAGGGCUUGAGAUCUAUCAGAAAUGUACUGACUUUGUCAUGACCGUAACCAAUGAUGUAAUUGAGAUCUUCACAAACGUCUUUGUCUACAUUUCUUUGAACACGGUUGAUUCCUUUGAAGCCAUUAGGUUUCCAAUUCCAGGCUCUGAUGGUGUUGUCAGUGGACGUGAAAUCCUAAAUACCUUUUUUAAAGUUGCAGCGAAAGUCAAUUCCCAAGUGGAGGCCACUUUGAAAAAAAUGGGAGUUUAUAAAGAUAUUGUCAGGUUUGUAAACGAAUUUCUGGACUUGGCUUGGGAACAAUGUGAGAGGUUUUUCACAAUUUUAGAAUCCCGAGAUCUAGCCAGGUUCUCCACCUUUGUGACCGACACGUACGAGGACGCCAUUAACUCGCGUGCCUUUGGUAUCGUCGUCAAGCAGUUUGAGAAGGUCCAAAGGAUAAUUAUUGAAUACCUCACAACGGUCGCAAGUAAACUUCAGACAGUUCUUGCUGACAUCUCCCUGGAACAGCUUAAAGAAGACAUCCGGCCCUCAAUGGACUCGAUGCUGAAUAGCGCAGAUUCUUUGUUUACGGAUGUCCAGGGAGUCCUCCAGGAACAAAGUGAAAGGGUUAAACAAUUCGUGACAGCCGGUGACAGACAGAUGGAGGUCGAUAUUCCUUUUCCCUUCACAGCCCAGUUCUACCGCUUCACCGUACUGAGAGAUCCAAGACAAGCCGCCUGCUCCUCUCACCCCGCCCAUGCCGGCAAACGUGCCGCCUGCUCCUCUGACUCCGCCCACGCUGCAGACAAGCCGCCUGCUCCUCUGUCCCCGCCCACGCUGGCAGACAGGCCGACUGCUCCUCUGACUCCGCCCACGCCGACAGACAGGCCGCCUGCUCCUCUGACUCCACCCACGCCGGCAGACGAGCCGCCUGCUCUUUUGACUCCGCCCACGCCAGCAGAUGAGCCGCCUGCUCUUUUGACUCCGCCCACACCGGCAGACAGGCUGACUGUUCUUCUGACUCCGCCCACGCCGACAAACAGGCCGCCUGCUCCUCUGACUCCACCCACGCCGGCAGACGAGCCGCCUGCUCUUUUGACUCCGCCCACGCCGGCAGACGAGUCGCCUGCUCCCCUGACUCUGCCCACGCCGGCAGACGAGCCACCUGACGAGCCACCUGGUGGUCUGACUCCGCCCACGCCGGCAGACGAGCCGCCUGAUCCUAUGAUCCCGCCCACGCCGGCAGACAAGCCGCCUGCUCCUCUGUCUCCGCCCACGCUGGCAGACAGGCCGACUGCUCCUCUGACUCCGCCCACGCCGACAGACAGGCCGCCUGCUCCUCUGACUCCGCCCACGCCGACAGACAGGCCGCCUGCUCCUCUGACUCCACCCACGCCGGCAGACGAGCCGCCUGCUCUUUUGACUCCGCCCACGCCGGCAGAUGAGCCGCCUGCUCUUUUGACUCCGCCCACACCGGCAGACAGGCUGACUGUUCUUCUGACUCCGCCCACGCCGACAAACAGGCCGCCUGCUCCUCUGACUCCACCCACGCCGGCAGACGAGCCGCCUGCUCUUUUGACUCCGCCCACGCCGGCAGACGAGUCGCCUGCUCCCCUGACUCUGCCCACGCCGGCAGACGAGCCACCUGGUGCUCUGACUCCGCCCACGCCAGCAGACGAGCCGCCCACGCCCGAGGACGAGCCGCCUGCUGCUCUGACUCCGCCCACGCCAGCAGACGAGCUGCCCACGCCGGAAGACGAGCCGCCUGCUGCUCUAAUUUGCCCAUGCCGACAAGCCGCCUGCUCCUCUGACCCCACCCACGCCGGCAGACAAGCCGCCUGGUGCUCUGACUCCGCCCACGCCGGAAGACGAGCCGCCUGCUCUAAUUUGCCCACGCCGGCAGACGAGCCGCCUGCUCCUCUGACUCCGCCCACGCCGGCAGACAGGCCGCCUGAUCCUCUGAACCCGCCCACGCCGGCAGCGGGGAGGAGUCCUCUGACUCCACCCACACUGGCAGACGAGCCUCCUGGUGCUCUGACUCCGCCCACGCCAGCAGACGAGCCGCCCACGCCCGAGGACGAGCCGCCUGCUGCUCUGACUCCGCUCACGCCAGCAGACGAGCUGCCCACGCCGGAAGACGAGCCGCCUGCUGCUCUAAUCCGCCCACGCCGGCAGACAACCGGAGCUUUUGGGGGACUGUUUCUGCAAAGCCGCCCGCGUGGCGGUUUCGAACACCUCCCAGACGCCCUCCUUGGUCUUGGCCGAGCACUCCACGUAGUCGUACGCCCCGAUCCGCGUGGCCAUGGCGCGGCCGUCCUCGGGCCUCACCGGCUCCAGCUUCAGGCGGGCCAGCUCCUGCUUGACGUGGUCGUCGUGGCGCAGGUCCUUCUUGUUGCCCACCAGGAUGACCGGCACGUUGGGGCAGAAGUGCUUCACCUCCGGCACCCACUUCUCCGGGAUGUUCUCCAGCGAGUCCGGGCUGUCCACGGAGAAGCAAAUGAGAAUGACGUCCGUGUCCGGGUAGGAGAGAGGACGCAGGCGGUCAUAGUCCUCCUGCCCGGCGGUGUCCCACAAGGCCAGCUGGACUUUCAUGUCGUUCACCUCGAUGUCCGCCACGUAGGUCUCGAACACGGUCGGCACGUAGACUUCGGGGAACUCGUCCUUGCUGAAGAGGAUCAGGAGACACGUCUUCCCGCACGCCCCGUCGCCCACCACCACCAGCUUCUUGCGGAUGUCGACCGCCGUCUGCGCCUCCCUCGCCAUGUUGGAAGCUGCCGGUAUUCUCUUUGUAACGUGCGGCCCGCGCUUUCCCGUGGAAUGAGCAUUCCAUGCAGCAUCCUAGGUAUGAAUGACGGGGCCUGGCAGGAGACGAGAGGUGGGAUGCUGCAUGCAAACGGUGCUCCUGAGGGUGGAGGUGUCCGAGUCCUCGCUGGAGUGCCCUUAGCUGCGGUUGCCGGACCUCCAGGGGGCCCGCACUUGCAGGGCAUGGACCGGGGCGGCAAUCCCGCGCCGGGAACACCUCAGCCUCCGUUGAGCGGUCGCUCGCAGGAUGACGCCACGGUGGGCUACUUCUUUCAGAGGCAACCUGGAGAGCAACUGGGGGGUUGCAUACCUAGUAAACAUCGAUGGCCGACUGGGGACCCUAACGUUGAUCAGGUCCGUGCCGUGGAUGACAUGAACUACGACUUUCAAGCACUCGCUUUGGAGUCCAGAGGGAUGGGUGAGCUUUUGCCUGCCAAAAAGCUCUGGGAUUCUGACGAGCUGGCGAAGGAUGGAAGGAAAGGAAUGCUUCUUGGCGAGGAGUGGAGGGACAACGCAUGGGGGCCAUCACACCAUUCAGUGUCCCAGCCAAUCAUGGUCCAGCGGCGGCCAGGCCAGGGUUUUCACGGAAACGGCGAUGCCAAUUCCGUGCUCUCGCCCCGCUCCGAGGGCGGCGGCCUGGGUGUCAGCAUGGUGGAGUACGUCCUGAGCUCGUCUCCCGGUGACAAAAUGGACGCUCGUUACAGGAACGGUGGCUAUGGCGGGGGAGAUGCCGACCAGGACGGGAGAGAGAAGAUUGACGGCCAAGAGAAGGUGUCUCCCUUUGAGGAGGACAAGAGCCCAGAGAUGAAGGUGGGAGACGAGAACGACCCCGCAAAAGCCAAUGGAAGAAGUUUACUCAACGGCAUGGACAGAGACUGCAAAGACUUCAACCCAACUCCAGGAAGCCGCCAAGCUUCUCCCACUGAAGCGGUGGAGAGAAUGGGCCCCAACCAGACAGGACUUGAGAUGAUGAGCCAGCACCAUCAUCAUGUCCACCAUGCCCUCCAGCAGCACAACCACAUCCACAACAAGGGCCCCGUGGAGGACUUCCAGAACCAGGAGGCCCAGAACAUGGGUGGCAUGGAGCAACAAGCCGGCGUGGAAUCCCUUCAGUUUGACUAUGCAGGGAACCAGAUUCAGGUGGACUCCUCCGGAACCCCGGUGGGAUUGUUCGACUACAACUCUCAGCAGCAGUUAUUCCAGAGGUCCAAUCCCCUGACUGUUCAGCAGCUCACAGCAGCCCAGCAGCAACAGUAUGCUCUUGCAGCGGCUCAGCAGCAGCAUCUUGCUGGCCUCGCUCCUGCAUUUGUGCCAAACCCUUAUAUCAUUAAUGCUGCGCCCCCUGGAACUGAUCCCUACACCGCAGCAGGCUUAGCAGCAGCGGCCACACUUGCAGGGCCGACAGUGGUUCCACCACAAUACUACGGCGUUCCUUGGGGUGUGUACCCAGCCAAUCUGUUCCAGCAGCAGGCUGCGUCGUCUGCUAAUCACUCGGCUAAUCAGCAAGCAUCCAAUCAGGGACCAGGGCCGGGUCAACCUCAGGUGAUGCGCACAGGGAACAACCAGCGUCCUCUUACACCCGGUCAAGGCCAACAGAGCCAGCAGGAAUCCUUGGCUGCUGCAAACACCGCAUUGGCGUAUACAGGAAUGUCCGGUUAUCAGGUGUUGGCCCCCGCUGCUUACUAUGACCAGACAGGGGCUUUGGUGAUGGGCCCAGGUGCCCGAACUGGCCUGAGCGGGCCAGUUCGUUUGGUCCAGACACCUCUCCUCAUUAAUCCUGCAGCAGCACAGGCGGCAGCCGCGGUGUCGGCGUCAGGUUCCGGCAACAAUAUGUCAGGUCCCCCAGCCAACGGCUUGUACCGCUCAAUGCCUCAACCCCAACCUCAGCAGCAGCAGCAGCAGCAGGGUCCCCCGCAGAGCAGCGGCAUGCCCUCGAGUUCUUUCUACGGGUCUGGAUCGGUCUCUCUCUCCAACACCUCUCAGAGCAGUUCAUUGUUCUCCCACACCUCCGCCGCACCUCCGCUCCAGACCUCCUCCCUGGGUUACAGCAGCACUGGCAACUCGCUUGGCGUGGGCCUGGCCUCUGCUCUCGGAGGGUUUGGAUCCUCUGUAUCCAGCUCUACCAGUAACAGCGUGUCUCGCAGGGACUCCCUGUUGACAAGCUCCGAGCUUUACAAACGUGGAAACAGCAGUUUAACGCCCAUCGGGCAGCCUUUUUACAACAGCCUGGGUUACUCCUCCUCACCCAGCCCGAUUGGGCUCACCUCCGGCCACUCACCGCUCACUCCUCCACCUUCACUGGCCUCCUCUCAUGGAUCCUCCACCAGUCUCCACUUAGGAGGCUUGACAAAUGGCAGCGGGCGUUACAUCUCUGCAGCGCCUGGCGCCGAAGCAAAGUACCGCAGCACCGGCGGGACCUCCAGUCUAUUUAAUUCCAGCAGCCAGCUUUUCCCUCCGUCUCGCCCUCGCUACAGCCGGUCUGAUGUCAUGCCGUCCGGCCGCAGCCGCCUCCUUGAAGACUUCAGGAACAACCGCUUCCCCAACCUUCAACUUCGAGACCUGCCUGGACACAUGGUGGAGUUCUCUCAAGACCAGCAUGGAUCCAGAUUCAUCCAGCAGAAGUUGGAGCGAGCCAGUCCGGCUGAGAGGCAGAUGGUUUUUGGGGAGAUUUUGCAAGCAGCUUACCAACUUAUGACCGACGUGUUUGGGAACUAUGUCAUCCAGAAGUUCUUUGAGUUUGGAAGUGCAGACCAGAAGCUGGCUUUGGCGACUCGCAUCCGAGGUCACGUCCUCCCUUUGGCUCUACAGAUGUACGGCUGCAGGGUAAUCCAGAAAGCCUUGGAGUCCAUUUCUUCAGACCAGCAGGUAAUUAGCGACAUUGUUCGUGAGCUGGAUGGCCAUGUUUUAAAGUGUGUGAAGGACCAGAACGGGAACCAUGUCGUGCAGAAGUGCAUCGAGUGUGUCCAACCUCAAGCCCUGCAAUUCAUUAUAGAUGCCUUCCAAGGCCAGGUGUUUGUCCUCUCCACGCACCCUUACGGCUGCAGAGUCAUCCAAAGGAUUUUGGAGCACUGCACCCAGGAGCAGACUCUGCCAAUACUGGAAGAGCUGCAUCAGCACUCUGAGCAACUGGGUCAGAAAUAUCAAGGCGUAUCAUUGGAGAUGACACCCAAAACAUAUUAUACAGUGUCCCGUGAUGCACUGUUCAAGGAUCAGUAUGGUAACUACGUCAUACAGCAUGUUCUGGAGCACGGGAGACCUGAAGACAAAAGCAAGAUAGUCGCGGAAGUCCGUGGGAAGGUUCUCCUCCUGAGCCAACACAAAUUUGCAAGUAACGUCGUUGAGAAGUGCGUGAUUCACUCCUCGCGUGCCGAGAGAGCCCUGCUGAUCGACGAGGUGUGCUGCCAGAAGGACGGCCCCCACAGCGCCCUGUACACCAUGAUGAAGGACCAGUACGCCAACUACGUUGUACAAAGAAUGAUCGACAUGGCCGAACCUGCUCAGCGCAAAAUCAUCAUGCACAAGAUCCGGCCUCACAUCGCCACACUGCGAAAGUACACGUACGGGAAACACAUCCUGGCCAAGCUGGAGAAAUUCUACAUGAAGAGCGGCUCCGAGCUGGGACCCAUCGGCGGCCCGACGAAUGGUCUCAUGUAAAGUCCCGGAGCCACACACAACAGACGCAGGUUCCGUUAUCCUCUGCCCCUCCACUACGGGGGGGAAUUACCAAAAGGAAAAAAAAAAAAAAAGUCAAUUUCACCCUAAAAUGCUGUGACAACUGACUCCCUCCACGGCGCCCCUUAUUCUCUCGGGUAAAGCACAAGGCCAUUUGUUAAUUAUGUAAUUGAUGUAUUUGACAGGUUUUCAUAUUGUACAUUUAAUUUUUUUUUAUCUUGUAAAUUCUUUGUAGAGGGGGGGGGGACAAAAACAACACAUUUGCUGAAACUUUUACAAUUCACACCGGCGAGUGACUUAUUCAAAGCUAAAACUGAGUGACUAAAAUUCCAUUUUGCUCUUGUCUAAGCUGAGGUUUAUUUGAUGUAACAAUAGUACCCCAAUGCCAAAGCUGCAUUGUCUGGGGCGGAGGCGGGGUAGCUUUCACUAGUCGUGUUUUUAAAUACCGUAUUUUUCGGAGUAUAAGUGGCACCGGCCGAAAAUGCAUAAUAAAGAAGGUAAAAAACAUAAGUCGCACUGGAGUAUAAGUCGCAUUUUUGGGGGGAAAUUUGUUUGAUAAAACCCAAAACCAAAAAUAGACAUUUGAAAGGCAAUUUAAAAUAAAUAAAGAAUAGUGAACAACAGGCUGAAUAAGUGUAGGUUAUAUGAGGCAUAAAUAACCAACUGCCUGGUAUGCAAACGUAACAUAUUAUGGUAAGAGUCAUUCAAAUAACUAUAACAUAUAGAACAGGGGCCGGCAACCCAAAAUGCUGCAAGAGCCAUAUAGGACUAAAAAAACAUAAACAAAUCUGUCUGCAGCUGCACAAAAUUAAAAGCCAUAUUACAUACAGAUAGUGUGCCAUUAGAUAUAAAUUGAUUUAUGAGGACUUAAAGGAAACUAAAUGAGCUCAAAUAUAGCUACAAAUGAGGCAGAGUAAUGCAAUAUGUACAAACAACUAGCCUAAAUAGCAUGUUAGCAUCGAGUAGCUUACAGUCAGGCAGUGACCAAAUAUGUCUGAUUAGCACUCCACACAAGUCAAUAACAUCAACAAAACUCACCUUUGUGCAUUCAUGCCCAACGUUAAAAGUUUGGUGGACAAAAUGAGACGGAAAAAGAAGUGGCAUAAAUCACGUCUUAGAAAGUCGGAGAAAGUUAUACAUGUAAACAAAGUAGGGUAAGGUCAAGGACCGCCAAAAUUAGUAGGACAAAACGGCGCUCGCCAAAUUCUCGAAUCAGUGAAGCAUGUUUAAUAUAAACUGUGCUUUAUAGCAAUUAGGGAGGUUUGUGUCAUGUUUGUCCUCCUACAGAAACCAAAUUCCAACAAAAAAUAUAUAUUUUUUCCCCCUCACCAUUUACAUUUUUCAUAUAUUUUUGAAAAAGCUCCAGAGAGCCACUAGGGCGGCGCUAAAGAGCAUAAAACACGUCUUAGAAAUUUGGAGAAAGUUAUACAUGUAAACAAACUACGGUGAGUUCAAAGACCGCCGAAAUUAGUAGGACAAAACGGCGCUCGCCAAAUACUCGAAUCAGUGAAGCAUGUUUAAUAUAAACUGUGCUUUAUAGCAAUUAGGGAGGUUUGUGUCAUGUUUGUCCUCAUACAGAAACCAUAUUCAAACAAAAAAAUUAUUUUUUUCCCCUCAUUUCCAUUUUUCAUAUAUUUUUGAAAAAGCUCCAGAGAGCCACUAGGGCGGCGCUAAAGAGCAUAAAACACGUCUUAGAAAUUUGGAGAAAGUUAUACAUGUAAACAAACUACGGUGAGUUCAAAGACCGCCAAAAUUAGUAGGACAAAACGGCGCUCGCCAAAUUUUCGAAUCAGUGAAGCAUAUUUAAUAUAAACAGCGCUUUAUAGCAAUUAGGGAGGUUUGUGUCGUGUUUGUCCUCCUACAGAAACCAAAUUCAAACAAAAAAUAUAUAUUU